CGGCCGGCGUGUUGCAUGUGUGGUGUUGGUGGUAAAUAUGAAAGUUGGGUGGGUACGUUCUGGCGUUUGAAAUGUGUAAUGGUUGGUGGAACAGUGAUCAUAAUACUUUUGUUCGUUCACAUAUAAUGAACAAAUAACGGGCAACGUCUUUUCAGUUUAUGUCAGUUGUACUGUUUGAAGUUUGCUUUGUGCAAUAGUGCUGUGUUAAGAGCGAAAAAUAUUGAAAUCUAAUACUUAACAUUUCCACAAAACCUCACUGUUACCUGCGGUGACCUCAAACAGAGAAAGAAUCUCUGUUUUAUAGAGGGACCUUUUUAUCGACUGAAACUUGCUGAGAGUUAACAUGGAGAAGCGUAAUAUUAUUGCUGAAUUGCCAUCGGAUGCUAAGAAAGUAGUAUUAGGUGACAUGAUUAGCAGUUCAGCAUUUUGGGUCAUGGACCCUAACGACAUAAACAUGUCUGAGCAGCGUAAAGAAUUCCUUGUGAAGGAAGAAAUACUGUCAAUCCGCUGCAGUCAGGCAAAAGCAUCUGAUCAUUUCCUACCAAAAGAAGCAGAGAUGGUCGCAGUGCAGCAUCCACUAACCCACAGAUGGCACAGAGGAACUGUGCUUAGACUCUCGAAGCUGGACCGAGGCUACAUUUAUCGUGUUUUUCUAGUAGAUUAUGGUAUCUCUGUAGAUGUCAAAAAUGGAGCAAUUAAGGAACUUCCACAUGAAAUGAGGAGGUUAAAACCUCAGGCCUAUCAAAUUGAGUUGUACGGUGUUGUACCUACAACUGUGGAUUUAGAUUAUAAUGUGAUGAAAAUGAAACGAAUAAUAUCUGAAAUGUGGUGUCCUGCAUCUGCAAUAUUUGUGAGACAUGUUCUGAGACAAAGUUCUGGGAGUUACAUUGUACAAAAACAACAAAGCAAAAGUCGGAAGAGGCUGUAUGUUGACCUCUACCUAUCCAUUGACGAGGGUUUUAUUAAUCUUGGUGAAGAGCUUUGUGAUAAGGAAUAUGCAGUAUUUGAGACACAGAUUUUCGAAGAUCUCCUUCAGUGUGGGCUGAAUGACAGUUCGAGUGGUAGUGAGAGCGACUUUUAUUCUGAGAGUUUGCCUUGUGAUGCGUCUGAAGUGGAAGUACACACUAGUUCCAGUUCACAGUCUGCUACUGCAGAGUGCAUGGAAGUUCAUAAGCAAAAGAGGCAAUUUUCCUCUGUUGGAAAUGAAGCUUUCUGUUCUGUUUCUUCAAACAAAGAAUUGGAGGAAGAGGCUUGUAAAAGGAAGCAACAAGUUUAUUCAAAUCUUUUAGAUUUUUUGAAAGAAUAUUCACGGAACAAGAAUCGGGAGAAGAAGGAACUGAUUGUUUGUAAAAAUAGAAAGCAUAAAGCUUCUGAUGAGCAAUUAGGUGCAUUGGAUACAUCAAGUUUAGGGAAGCAUGAUAUUGAGGUUGAAAAUGUAGGCAACAGUGUUAAAGUAAACAGCCCUCUACAACAGAUCCCAAAGACUGUGAAUCCUCCAGAAUUCAGUACAUUCAUUCCAGUGGGUGCCGAAACAAAGGUCAGUGAAACACCUUGUCUCGUUAGGAGUGUAAAAAACUUAUCGCUUUCCUUUUCUGAAAAGUUAAAUGCAGGUGUUACUUCAGUUGAUCAGUUGCAACUUGUGAAACCGGUAUCGGCCAAUGGUAGAACAAAAAUGGAAAAUAACAGUUUACUUGAUUUCUUUCAAAAAAAUUAUCAGAAGAAAAACAGCCUCUCCCAGAAAGCUGUCGAUGCGACAGGAACUAAAGAAACUGAUGCAACUCAACUGCCACAAAAUAUGAAAGACUUCAGUGAUGAUGAAACAAUAACUGAGACUAUUUCAUCUGUUGCUACACCACAAACUGACUCAGUUAAUUGCAAUGAUGAAGUAUCAUGUAGCAAAAAAAAAGCAGAUCAAGUUGCUGCACAUGUAUUAAUAACAGAGGUAGAAAAUAGGGGCACUACUGACUGCUCAUCAGAUAAAAUGAAUGGUGAGAACAUAUCACUCUUAGAUUUUCUGUUGAAAAACAAGAGCAGUAAAUGUGGGCAACCAAACAAUUCACAACAGUCAGCGUGUGUUGUGCACACUACUCAACAUGAUCAUCAAAGAGAGAGCCAAGGUUUGAGUGAAUUGCAAAAUACUAGUCAGUUACCUGCUACCAACAACAGAAGUAAGCUGCCCAAAGGAAAUGUGGAAAUAUUUGAGCCUGAGGAAGUGAUAUUGUCUGAAACGUACAGCAGUGGGCACGCUUUUAAAGUGGACGACUCUGCUUCGGUUUCAGAAAGAUUGGUGAUGAGUACAGUUCUUGUACAUGGUCAAAAUAAAACAUUUAAACCCAUAGGAACAAUAACAGAAGCAAAUUUUCCCAAGGAGGUCCAUGAGACACUUUAUAGACUGGGCAUAAUUGAACCAAUGCGUAUCCAGACUUAUAUGUGGCCAGCAAUUUUACGUGGUUACAGUGUUGUAAUGGUGAAUCCAGCUAAAUCUGGAAAGACGCUUUCAUAUAUUGUCCCACUGAUAUCAUUUCUUUUUCGGAAGAACUUGUAUGAUGAUUUACCUUUGGGUAAUGGUCCUGUGAGCCUAAUACUCUGCUCAAGCAGUGCAAGUGCCCAGUGGAUAGGCAAUGCUUGUACUCUGCUUCUUUCCAAGAAAAGCCCCUACAAAGUAGUUGUCACGUAUGGAGGGGGAGCUGACAGCACAAAAGUGAAUGAUUUGGUAAAUGGCUGCCAUAUUUUGGUUUCUACACCAAAAUGUUUGUGGAGGCUUCUACAUAAGGGUCCUCUUGUUGUCAACUUCAGUAGAUUGUGCCACCUUGUUUUGGAUGAAGUGGAUGUUUUAUCAUUCAGAUUUCUUUCAGAGGUGAAGCUUAUUCUUGCAGAAUGCAAACAAGCGUUAAAGAAAAGAGCAGCAGGACUAUCUGUAUCUUUACAAGUGAUAGCUUCAUCUGAGAAGUGGUGCUCACCUCUUGAAUCUUUUGCUCAUAACAUUAUAUCAAAUCCAGUAAUUUGUAUUGGAUCUUAUUUGGAGGCAGCUGUGUAUGCUAAAUUGAAGCCAAAUCUUUAUUUUGUCAAGAGAGCUGAUAGAAAGUCCAAACUUCUUGAUCUUCUGAACAGUAACUUUGGUUUGUAUAAAAUGGUAGUUGUUUCUGAAUCUGUAGAGGAUGUUGCUGAACUAGGCCUUGCAAUGAAAUCAGCCUAUGAACAUGUUCUGAUUGCUCAUGAAAAUAUGCUACAUUUUGACAUUGAAGAUGUGUACAGGAAGUGGAAUCUCAUGAAAAUAUCAGGUUCAUAUCCCAUUCUUGUUUGCUCAGAUGCAAUAUUAUAUGACUUAAAGAUAACAGAUUCUCUAUGGCUGAUACAUUAUGGUCUUCCCAGUGAAUCAAAAUCAGCAUUUGGAUUUCGUUUUUCAUGCCUCAUGAGUAAUUACAGGGAUAUGUUCUCAGAAAAUGACGCAUUGCAUCAAGAGUGUGUUGUUCAUAUUUUAAUGGGAGAAGAAAAUGCUAAACAGCUGCCAACAAUUGUACAUUUAAUGAAACGACUAGGAGCUACAGUUUCCCCUGACCUUGAGGCAGUUUCCGCAUCUAUACUAAAGAAGAAAGAUGAAGAAAAAGUGGACAUGCCAUUAUGUUACAAUAUAAAAGCUUUUGGUGCAUGUUGGGACAGAUCACAGUGCCUAUAUAGACAUGUGAUUAUUCCAGAAGAGGACGUUGUUGGGAAUCUCCCUGUCAAUGGUAAAGUCAAAUUCAAAGUACUUCAUGUGCAUGAUGUGACACACUUUUCUGUCAGACUUCUGGAACAUUUUGAUCUAAGUGGAAAGAAGAAUAUUUUACAUAGUGAAUAUGUAAAGAUUGAGAUGUGCCUCAGUGCUUUUUUCCUCAACGAGAACAACAGGUUGUCUCAUGGAAUUCCACAGGUGAACGACAUCUGUGCCAUAGAAGUAGAUAAAAAUUUGUAUAAACGAGUGCAGGUACUUUCUAUUCUGAAGUAUGAUUCUCACAAAAAUCCCACAGAUGUUAAAGUAAAAUUUUUGGAUAAUGGCCAGUACGAAGCUUGUAAGGUGUUUAAGUUGCUUCACAUUCCAGAAGAAUUCAGACACAUCCCACCUCAAGCUGUUGAUGUAUUUUUGUGUCAUUUAGUUCCUUGUGAUCUUGACUGGAACUGGAGCCAUGCAGCUAGCAUGAAGGUGUAUGAAUGGUUAAACAGUGUAGAUGACAAUGAAGAACAAGGAAAGUUCAUGAUAGGGAAGAUACUGUUGAGUCUUUCUGCUACCUUAUGGCUUGACCCUAUUGAAUGCCAUCAACUACUUCCUGCUUUGAAGACAACUGCUGUAGUUCUUUCGUUGAGGCAAAAGAUAUUAGAAAAUGACCUUGGUGUAGAAAAUCCACAUCAUAUGUCAAGGUUGUAUACAUUAUGUGAAGAAGCUGGGUUGGUUUUACCGGAAUACUGUUCAGAAGCUCAGCAGUGCCAAAAUGAAAAGGAGGGUAGUCUGGAACCCCAGUGGGCAUUUCUUUCAGAGCAAGACAACACUGAAAUUGCGUUCUUUACUGCUGAUAGCCCUAGUCAGUUCUUCAUAAGAAAUGCCAAAUGGGAAGAAAGUUAUCAAAAACUGGAGAAGGAACUGCAGAAUGCCGCUGAAAUCAAAGCAGGAACACCUAAUCUUAGCAUAGGAGAUUACUGCAUUGGGCGAUAUCCACCGGAAGACGUGUGGUACAGGGCUAAAGUCCUUAAAAUUGUUGAAGGAAAAUAUGAAUUAUUCUUCGUUGAUUGUGGAGAUCGUGCGACAGUCAACCAGGAAGAUGUUGCACCCAUAAGCAAGACAUGGAUUGAUCGACUUCCAUUCCAGGCUGUAGAAUGUGAACUGGCUGGUGUGCUCCAAAUCUCAGAAAGCAACUGGGAAACUGCAACUACUGAUACAUUUUAUGAUAUGAUGUACUUGGAUGACAGUGGUUUACUAAGAUAUGUUCAUGCAAAGGUGUGUGAGAAGAAAGAAAAUGGAGCGACAGUAACAGGAGGUCAUAAAUACAGAGUGAUUUUGAUUGAUGAAGAAGAUACUGAAGAACCAAUAAUAAAUAAAAAAUUAGUUCAACGUGGACUUGCUCAACUUGGUGAAAGUGAGAAGCACUUUUUUGAUAGUUGUGUACUUACAAAGCGGCAGUCAUCUAGUGUGGAGAGUAGAAAUAAAGCUAAAAAUAAAGGACUAAAUAAAGAUCAUGGUACUGAAAUAAAGAGCCAGUAUGAUGCUGCUGCUGCUUAUGAUGAUGAUGAUGAUGAUGAUGAUGAUGAUGAUGAUGAUGAUGAUGAUGAUUUGGAUAAGUUGAUAAAUAAGCCAGGUAAUGUACUGGUAGGACUUCAAAACAAUCAGCUAGUACCAUACGGUGCAAAAAUUCAGGAUGACAUGAAAACACCAUUAUUUGAUUUUAAUGAAUUUGAAAUGGAUGAUGAGGAUUUCUACACCUUCAUGGAUUGUCUACUGAAGGGGAAUAAGCUGUCAGAUGACAGUGAGUCACUGGAAUGUGAUUCUAAGGACAGUGUUUUGAUUGAAGAAGUGGAAGAUAACAGCUGUAUCAAUGGUAGCAGUGACAUUCACGUAUCUUCAGAGAUCACAUCUGAGAGGUCACCACACAGUGUACAGGAUACAAUGCCAAUACUAAGAACUGAAGCAAAAAUACCUCAAGUUCAUUGGCGACAGAAUGCAUUAUAUGUUUGGAUCAAAAUUGCUUUGGUGGGAGUUGAAAAAUAUUAUUUGUCAUGCACAGGAACCACAAUUGAAUUCAGCACAGACAAUGAUGGUCUUUAUCACUUCAUUUUAGAGACAUAUGGGCAAUUUCAUCCAGACAAUAUUAACCACUCUGCCAAAGGACUGUAUGUGCAAAUCAGGCUACAAAAAGUUUUGACAGGUUUCAAAUGGCCUCGACUGCUGAAAUCAGAGAAGAAGAAAUCCUGGUUAAAAAUUGAUCAUGAUUAUGAAGAGACUGAAACUGAAGCAUGUUUCACUAUGAUAGAACAAGACACACAGAUUCACAGAACAGAAGGCGACAGUUCCUGUUGUAAAGUGCUGCAGACUCAUGAACCAGUAUAUAGUACUGAUGAUCAUGCUCCAGUACAACUUUACGAUUCUCAGGACAGUGAUGAAACAGACUUUUCAGAUGAUUCAAGUGAGAAAGAAAACCCUGAAAUGCAUUUUAAUCCAUAUGAUCCUUGGGGGUAUGACAUAUAA
Messenger RNA from Schistocerca gregaria, 6214 nucleotides. Its product is annotated as putative ATP-dependent RNA helicase TDRD12. Gene Ontology annotation, molecular function: nucleic acid binding; ATP binding. The transcript has 29 exons. The coding region runs from base 344 to 6214 and encodes 1956 amino acids. The record is from RefSeq and is a predicted model, not a curated record. NCBI's taxonomy places the organism in Eukaryota, Metazoa, Arthropoda, Insecta, Orthoptera, Acrididae. Gene Ontology annotation, biological process: germ-line stem cell division; transposable element silencing.